This is a messenger RNA of Nomia melanderi (Alkali bee), 19609 nucleotides long. Its product is annotated as somatostatin receptor type 2. Gene Ontology annotation, cellular component: neuron projection; plasma membrane. The record is from RefSeq and is a predicted model, not a curated record. Lineage: Eukaryota; Metazoa; Arthropoda; Insecta; Hymenoptera; Halictidae. Gene Ontology annotation, molecular function: peptide binding; somatostatin receptor activity. Gene Ontology annotation, biological process: G protein-coupled receptor signaling pathway.
UUUGUCGUAGUCGCGACGCCCAGUGUCCGUGCCGCGUUUCUCGAGCAGUGCGCGUCCACACGUCGCAACAUCACAGUUCCUUGUUGUUGUCGUCUCCCUUUGCGUACCCCGCGGAACAAUUGGCGAUCCCUGUCCGCGACGUGAUCGCCCUUUGUGCACGUGACACUGGUCGCCACGCGUGAAGCUUCUCCGACUGAACAUCCUCGAUCGUUUCCGUCCAGACACGCACAUAGAACGAACGUGCCGCUACGAGCUGGUUAAUCCUCGAUCCUCGAGACGCUGAGAAACACGUCAAGCACACUCCAACUUCAUGCGAAAGAUACCUCGUCUGCUCAUCGCGUUACCGAAGUUUACAAGUCGGUGUUGGUUCACCGAAGAUCGAUGGCGACGAGUUCGACGGGUUUGAGGUCGCAGGACGCCGCGUCCCGCGACGGAAUCGACCCGCAUGCGACGACGAUGACGCUAUAACGUCACAAUUCUGCGUUACACCCACAAACUUUGUCGCGGGAAAGACGUCCCGAGGGACAAAUCAAUUCUAGUGGCCGCAGGGAUCCCGAGAAACCAACUCCGCGAGCGACAAUCUACUAGGGAAGCGCGAUGCUUCUUUCCCGCCGAAAUUUUGACUCCCCAUCUUUUCCACGGAGUUCCGAAUUAGAAUCAUUCCAAUGAAAUUUCCUUUUGGCCCACAGGGAGGUAGGGGACUGGUGAAUAACUGGGACACCGGGAAACGUUGCGUCCCCGAAAAUAGAAUGAAAGUUCUUUGGGAUUGGCGGACUUGCUUCCGGUAACUGCGAGGCGUGUCGCGCGAGGAGAAGCGGGAGAAGCGGCGGCGUUGACAGCGGACGACGACUGCACGUCAGUAGUCGGUGCCAUUUCGGAUUAUCACGGUCCCGGAAGCACGAUCGUUUGACGCCUGACGGAAUGAGGUCCGUCCCACCCCCUGCAUCGUCGCCGUCGACGCAACGAAUCGCAGACUCGCCCUCGAUCCCCAGUAGAAUACGACGAACUGACAUUUAACUGGAUCGAGAAGUUCGAUCGAUCACAAAUCCGAGGAUAAUCUCGAACGACCGUGAGGAAGGAGCUUGCUCUAGAAGCGUGGAGAUCGCUACGAUCUCGAGUUGAGUUAUUGCAGUAGGAUCAUUCAAGUUUAGUUCGAGACUCCAACUGGUCUUGGGACGAUCAGUAGUCUUAUAGAAAAAUAAAAAGAAGAUUGGAAGCUAGGUGAAGUAAAAGGAUCGUCUAUCUUGUAGUCAGCAAGGUCUUAAUAUUCUCUUCAAGAUGAAUACCACGACGAUGUACACGACGAACGUGAGCGACUACGAUGAUCCCAAGGUGAGCCAGAACGACUCAAUGAUCUGUGAGGCGGACAUACCAAUAGUCUCUCUGGUCAACAUCAUCCUCUAUUCCAUUGUCUGCGUCGUUGGACUUCUAGGCAACACCUUAGUGAUCUACGUGGUACUGCGGUUCUCAAACAUGCAGACUGUGACGAAUAUGUACAUCGUGAAUCUGGCGAUCGCGGACGAGUGUUUUUUGAUAGGUAUACCAUUCUUAGUCACCACGAUGAGCUUACGCAGCUGGAUCUUCGGUAAAGUGAUGUGCAAGGUGUACAUGACCACUACGAGCAUCAACCAGUUCACCAGCAGUAUAUUCCUGUUCAUUAUGAGCGCGGAUCGCUACGUGGCCGUGUGUCAUCCGAUUUCAUCACCGAAGAUCCGCACAUCGUUCAUCUCGAAGAUAGUGUCUUUAACUGCUUGGGUGACCAGUGUCCUCUUCAUGAUCCCUAUAAUCCUCUAUGCGAACUCGAUGGAGUCUGAGCAGGGCAUCAAUUGUAACAUCUAUUGGUCUGACAACCGGGGCGGUCACACGACCUUUACUCUGUACACUUUCAUCCUGGGCUUUGCUAUACCGUUGUUCCUCAUACUGAACUUCUACUUCCUGGUGAUCAGGAAGUUGCAAACGGUUGGGCCGAAGAACAAGUCAAAGGAAAAGAAACGAUCGAAGCGCAAGGUGACCAAGAUGGUGCUAACUGUGAUCACGGUCUACGUAUUCUGCUGGCUGCCCUAUUGGCUGACACAGGUAGCGCUGAUAUACACGCCACCUAAACAGUGCCAGAAUAAAAUCAGCAUCACUAUAUUCUUGCUGGCUGGGUUCCUCAGUUAUAGCAACAGCGCGAUGAACCCAAUUCUCUACGCGUUCCUCAGCGACAAUUUCAAGAAGAGCUUCCUGAAGGCGUGCACGUGUGCCGCGGGCAAGGACGUGAAUGCUGCGCUGCACAUAGAGAACAGCGUGUUCCCGCGAAGAAACAAGGCAAACGCCGAGAGGCUGCAGUCGAACCUGCUUGCUGCGUCAGGCCAAUCCAGGCUGGAAUUGGAGGACGAGGACGCCGAAAGGUGUCUGAUCAGCAAGACGUCCACCACCACGGUGACCAUGACCUCGCGGUCAAACAUCACCAUCGGUAAUGAUUCUAAAGAACAAUCACAGCGGGACAAGGACUCGAUGAAAAACGGCGUGCAGCUCACCUUGCUAACACAGGUUUAAUGCGGAGGACUAUGAUCAUCGAUUGAACUUCGAACGAUCCAACGAAUCGAAAACGACGGACUGAUUACGAUGGCUUCUGUGGUCCAUCCUCGCCGGAUCGAGGGACGAAACUUCUUCAAUGGAUGUUAUUGCUUUUUCUACCGGAAUAAACUGACUCCUCAAUAUCUGAUUUACGUUGAUAGGGACUUCAGUUUAGUUUCUCUUCAAACAUUUUAGUUUUUUUUACAUACAUUCGAUCAUACUUUUUACAUAUUUACACAACAUUCAGAUUCCACUUGAGUAAGCUAAGUAUACAUCUGCGGUUUUCAGUAUCUUACUAAAACAGAGUUGAAUUUUUUAACAUAAAAUAGAAUCGUAAGAUCUCUGAGUUUUCAUCUACCUAUUUGCAAUGAACUUCAAAGAAAAACAUUUCUCCAUUUCUUCUGCAAUAUCAUCCUACGUACGAUAUCAGUGUCAAACAGUUACCGGUAGGUGAAGUAUUAAUCCCGAUGUCCAAAUGAGUUUCAUUGAAUCCAACGCAAGAAGACGAUCGUUUCUCCCGAGACACCGACGUCUACCAUAUCUCACCAUCGAAUAUCUCGUGGAAAGCACGAAAACCACCCAAAGAGAACAAGUUCUUUCAUGGAACGCUCGAUGUAGUGGUGCCUCUGUCCAUCGAAUUUUUCAUAUAUCCCGGAAUUGCAAGCCGUGAACAAACCCCCGUCGAUCACCUAGCUUUCGCUAAGCGUUGUAAAAUCGCGGCUAAGCAUUCGGGUUCCUGUAUCUGGCCGUUGUAGAUCUGUACCUGAUAGCGUAUCGCGUGAAGAUCGCCGGUCGUUCAGUUAAAGAAUGACAGAAACUCGGCUACGAGCCGAUUCCACGAUUCUGCGCGUCGUCCGUGACGCGUGUGCGCCGCCAUUACUCUUCGCCGGAUGAGAAGCCGACUUAAUGGCGCGGCUCCCUGUCGCCCUGACGGCUCUGGACGCGACAGCGGCCCCAGAAGAUUUAUGAGUUUUCAAUGGCGACGAGUGUGUGGCAAAGAACAGGAAGCUGGCUGAAACGGGGAGCACAGUUGGGAAAUAACAUGGACUUUCGGAAGGAACGUGUUUCGAAUUGCUGAUAGAGCUAUCGCGAUUCCCGUUUAAACGACGAGUCAUAUUUUGAGACGAUUCUUGGGCAACUGCUCGGUUGGAUAAAGAGGUUGACUACGGGAGUAUUUAUAAGAAUCUUACGAAAUUGAAGUAAUUUGUUGAGUGGAAGAGAAACUGAAAGUUAAGGACUAUUAUAGUGAUUGCGCUUUUAACCAAUUUGCGUUUUAUAUAAUCUAAAGAUUUGGAACACUCAGUAUAUCGACUUAUAAAUUCGUUUUUAUGUCUGAGAAGUUAUCUAUUUGUGGCUGAGUGUUGCGUGAAAGUAUUAAUGAAUCGCUCGGAAAUAAUUUGGUCGCUGAAUCGAGAUUGAAUAUUAUUAAAUAUUUUCUUAUAUUAUAUUGUAUUUGGAUAUUGAAAUUUCUAUAAAUAUACUAAGAUUAUUACCUAGAUAUGUAGAAUUUUCUAUAUUCGUUAGCAUUUUGUUUCAUUGGAGAAGGUAAAAUUUAUCGAUUAUCGAAUAUGCGUUCAAGUAUUUUCGAGCGGCAAUGUACAUGCACAUUGAAAGUCCAUCGAAUCGAUCGAACAUCAAUCAACGACACAACAAAAGGGACGAAAACUUGGAAGUGAUUGGAGGUAACUGGUUCACAAAAGUGCCAAAGCAGAACUAUGUCCAUAGUUCUUAUACUAAUGGGUCCGAAUCGUCGAUUUGUACCUUCCUACGAAUUACAUCUGUUAAGGGAACGUUGAGGGAAAAAAGCGAGUAACCAUAGCUUAGGUACUCGAGAAAAUGCUGGCUCGAUUCGCACCCGAGGAAAAUCGAUCCGGAGAGUCUCGAAGAAGUGGACUCCCACGGGCCUCGCAUCUCCAGCGACGUUCUCUUUUAUUUUCUUACUUCCUUAACGCUAAAACCGGGGAGGAGGUCGUUUUGACUAUUCUAGCUUCCAACACUUCCAAAGGAAAUAAUUAAUUAACGAUGAAAGUAAUGAACAAAAUUAGACACGUGACAUCUAAACUAUAAUAUUCUUAUAAAAGUAUCUAUACAUAAAACUAAAGCAACCCUCCGUCAAAACGAUUCUAAACAGUAUAAUAAUCUUUACUUUACAGUUUCAUCAAUUUCUCAUUUACCAAUAUCAAUUACCGGCGUUUCUAUUUUUAAUUUCUGCGAAUCGAGUGACAACGUCCACGCGGUGUUCCAAUUGAGUUCGAUGAAAUCGAGCAACUAAAGAAUUAACGUGACAAAUUAUAGUCAAUUGUCGUGUCAAUAGAAAGAAGGAAGGGUGAUAGAAUGUUUCCUGCAAUUGCCAAGUGGAAUAAUACGACAAGGAGCGAGUAAAAUCCGCGAGAGGUAUUAAACCACUUUCGCCAGUGGCUCCGGCAGAUCUCGAGGAAAUAAAUGAUGGUAAUUGUUUGACUGGGAAGGAUCCUCCAUUCUCAAAACCGAAAACUAGUUUUCGAUAAACCACGCGAGGAACGGUCGGCUCUGAUUGCUACACUCCGCCUGCAUUUGGCUUCCAAUCAACACAGCUUUUGAGCCGCGAUGAGCCUCUCGUUAUGGCAUAUUCGCUAACCUAAAAUUUCUCCGUUCCUGCAGAAUUCGUAAGUUCAACACAAGACGCCCGUAAAACGAGAGGCGACGAGUUCGUUGCAAGGCUCCGAACUCCUAAUCAAAUGUACCUUCUCAAGAAUUUUUAAAAUUGAAACGACUUUACUGCAAACAAAAAGCAAAAAGAAAAUGUCGAUUAAUAACACAAAGUUUCAAAUUAUACAUUGGUUUACGAUACUAUUAACGAUCAUUCAUCUUUCUGUUGAAAAUGAAAUUAAUAUUUUAUUAAAACUAAAAUUAAAAAUAAUACGGAACAGAAUGGUUAGUAUCUAAAACGGAAAACAAUAUUUCAAACCCAAUAUCAGAGAAGUUUCAUUGGAAACUGGGAGGCCAGCACUCGCAGAACACAUCGGGAACCAAAACAUCAAUCGAAAAAGCUGUAUCACGCGACAUGUACCGUCGAAGAUGGAAUUUAUGGUCCGAUCGUGCCGGGAACCAACAUCCAAUGUUCACUGAGUUUAGAGGUUUCAAUUCCCAGGCAGUUUCGCCGAGUUCCUAAGGACCCGUCAAUGUGGAAUCACCUACAUGGUUCAUCCCAUAUCGGAAAAAUUAUUCGAAACAGCCAUAUCGAAUGGUCGCGAUCCAUCUGGAUGAACUAUCGUUCCCUAACUCAGUUAGGCGGGCUCCUCUUUUUGUUGCGAGGAAGGCGAGGCUGUUUACACGUGCUCGGCCGUAGCCGCUCGUAAAACGUAACCGAAUCGCGUCACGUGCCGCUGCAGUUUGUUUCGGAUCGCUAAUUUCAGUCCGAACGCGUGCCACCGUAGACCGCGAGACCUACGCUAUUAUCGUAGUUCCUUUGAAAACUCGCUCGAAAUGCGACCACGAGACAUUAAAUUUCAUUUAACGACUUCUCUUUUGAAUUCUGUUCGAUAUAUCCAUGGAAAACACGAGUCUGGAAUAAUUAAGAUCGCUUCUUUGGGGUUAUGGAAGGCGGAUAUUUAUGGUUUCCUCAUUGCUGAAAAUACUUGAAUCUAUUUCGACAUGAAAUUGUUAGUUUUUCGGUUUAUCCAUUAAGAUUUUUGCCAAAGAUGAUUUAAUUUUCUAUCUAUAGAUACAUUCAACCGAAGAUAAAUGGUAAAGUCUCAGUUAUUAACAGUAAAACUACCGCACCCAUCAAAAUUAUGGGUUUCAGUUCUCUUAUCUCCCAAUUAUUAAUACCUUAAAAGUGUAAAAUAUCCGAAAUAAGUUUACAGAUAAAUAGUUUUACUGGAAAACUGAAAGAUGUCUACAUUUAGAAUUUUUAUAAGGAUUAGAUAUUAAUCAUGCUAAACUUCCAGUAGUUCUUGUUAAGUAAUGUGCUGUGAUGUGAUUUUUUCUUCUGGAAAUCAUCAAGCUGUUAUAAAUGAUCAAAUAUUUUUGAAUGAUAGAAGACAUGCCUCUUAAGUUCUUUCUUAAAUAUUUAGAUCAAAACGGAUUCACGCUCUGUCCAAAGUUGAAAGAAAUUGAAAGUCCUAGAUCACUGGCUAGGAAAGAUAUCGAAUAAAGUCCUGUGAAAGUUUGAAUUUCGGUAUUGAUUCUUAUCUGAUGUAGCAUUGAAACUAAUCCUUUCUGGGAGCCAUUGGCAAUGUUAUCAGCCACCGCGCGGCUUUAUUGGACAAUUUAAGCUGGUACCGCGCUGUCGAUACCGAUAACUAAGCACGCGACCCGCGUUCCCCCGAAGAAUUAGAUAUACCCGAUAUCUCGCGAGUCGAGAGGUUUCAUGAAACGAGUCGGAAGUUUACGGGAACCUUUUGUUUUCUGCUCAGUUGAACCUGAAGUUAUUCGCGGGAACGAUCUCCUUUCUUUCUGAUAAGAGUAUUCAAAUCGAACAUUGAGACUUUGUUUCGUAAGCGAGUUGUAAGAGAAGUUGAAUUUACAAAGCGGUUCAACAUGUAACAAAUCAUUGAGUAUUUUGUGUUCUAGAGUUUAAUCUUAAUUCCUUAACACUAAACAUACCACAAUCGGUCAAAUAACCAGUUUUAAAAUUUGAUUUAAAAUUUUUUAUUUUUUUUCGUCCAAUUUAACUUUCUAACGAUUCUUACAUUGUCCGGUUAAUUACGGUAUCAGUUUUUGUCUCUCCUUUUGUUUAAGUUUCUACUAAAAAAAUUGCUCGUCCAAUUUAUUUACCUUUAUUUUAUAACUAAUUCUUUAGCUGGUUAGAGUGGAAAUAGUUAUAUAUAAAGUGCUGGUACGUUUAGUGUUAAAACAUCUCGACGACUGCAUAUAUUCACGCAAACCUUCAAAAUCUAUUUAUAAUAUAAUAUAUUCUUCCUUCUAAUAAUAAUAUCUUUCUUUUAAUAACAAUAUCUUCACUAAAACGAAAACAGUUCUCGAAAGUCACUUGAAAUGUCACAAAAAACCUCUCUGGUUCAACUAGAUAUCUCUAAUGACAAUUUAAAUCUAUAUACUGCUCUAUCUACGUAAUCUCGAGUUACAAGAGAAGUGAAAUUCACGAACCGCCCGAACAUUCGAGAAAACAUCGAAGAUUCAAUGCAGAGGGCCGGCAAAUAUUUGACGUUCACAUGAACACCAGGGGCCGGGGAGAUACAAUAUCGCUGAGAAGAUAAUCUCAUUCCACUUGCUUCCACAAAGAGUGUAUUCUGGGUCGAGCAGCGCGGUAGCCGAGGGAACACAAACACGAGUGCGACUAGGCAAGAUCCGAGUACUGGCUGCGUCGGUGAACCGUCGAUCACAAGAGGAUCCUCGGGGCCGAGCUUACACGGCUACAUCAUUAACGCAACUUUCUUGGAGUUCGCCGCGGGGCUGCAGCGAGCCAGCUUCUGAUUUCAGCCGGGUUUAUUGGAUUCUUUCCGGGCAACGUGUAUACAGAAAGAGCAGGUUCAUCCUGCACGCAAUUGAAUUACUUCUGCCGACGACUGCCUCGCGUGCACAUUAAGCAAGCGACUUCAUUGUUAUGACGACGCGUUGAGCAGCGUUAGCUGAAAAUUCGUCAGUUUAAUGGGAACGCGAAACCAGGAUGUUGAUUCCGGAGAAUCAUGGGGUUAGAGAUUCAUCCUUUGCGAACGAGGAUUUUUAUAAGUUCUAAUAAAUGAAAUAGAGAAUUGUUGAAAAGCUUUUCUCAUGAGAAAUUUAAUUUCGAACUCUUAAAUGCCAGAAGAAAAGAAAAUAUAGUGUUUUAUUGUUGAAGUGAUUAAAUUCUAUGCUUGUAGCCUUAGAUUUUACGUAGAUUCUGUGAUCCCGAUUAGUGAUUUUGUCAAUGAGAUUGUGACAGAAUUCGAGAUCGAAGUUACAGGAUAUAGACGAAUUUUUUGUAUGUCGGAAGGAUACGGAAUCGAAAGAAGACAAUUCUAGAAACCGAAGAAACGCAAUGUCAAAUUGUGUGCAAGAAACUACUGCAAAGGAGAAAUCGUACAUGGAUUCGACAGAAGUCUGAGAAGCUUCACUGUUUUUUGUUGCAACUGUUUUACGUCGCCGGAAGGACAAAGGCAGGAAAAUCAGUCAGAAAUUCAUCUCUGUAAUAUAACGAUGUCGUUUCACGGAAACGACUACGGUUAACAUUUCACAUUUGGAAGAAAGCUGAAGAUAGGACGAUGAAACGCUUCGGAGAAUUCGCUUUUACUGCGAUGAGGCACUCCCGAUCGAACAUCAUCGUAAUUUCUUAUUUCUUUAACGUUGUUUGUCUACUACCGUCCACGGUUCAACGGCGCGUCUUCCUCGCAAAACGGAACCAAUAUUAUUCUGCGUUCACGUCACUUGCACGUUAAGCAUUAUUAUUGGCAUCUGUCGCGGCGAAAAUAAUAUUUUUCAAAAGCUUGCCAACCUGUCCAUGAGUUUGUCGAAUGUUCGCGAGAGAUCGUCGAGUAACGCAAUAAGUUCUCCAACGUCCCCGAAUAUUUCGAAAUGAAGUUGGAGGAUAUUAAACGGAGCUUAAGCGCUCUCGGAAGAACUUGGAGGGUCUUCGAACGUCCCCAAGAGUUUCGAAAACAAGGCGAAAGUCCCUUAAGGACAUCUAGGUUCAUAACUGAUACUAGACUGUUUAUAAGGAACCUCAUGGAUUUCAACAAGAUUUUAGAGAACUUUUAAAGAUUCACAUGGACUUCAAGAACAUUCCAAAAGAUACCUAAUGAUUCGCACAGACUCCAAAAACAUCUCAGAAAACAUCUAAGGAUCACGCAUCCUGAAAGAUCUUCCUCCUUAAUAAUCCCUGCCAUCUUCAAGUUGGUUCCUAGGAGCUCCUAAAAACCCCUUGCAUUUCAGGGAAAUAUCCUGUAUUCUCGAGGGUCCCUAUGCAAUUCAAGAGGAUGCAAGAAGUACCUUCGCAAUCUCCAAAAUCUUCUGAAGGAUCUUGAAGGGUUCAUAAACUCUCUGAGAGCAAUAAGAGCCCGAGUGGACCUGGGAGAUCUGCAAGGACAUUUUACUCCAUUACUGUCAUUAUCACGGUACCUUUUAUCACAAAUAAUUUCGUAAUUUCAAUAACUUCGUCCCUUCGUAUCAUACUCCAAUAAUUAAUUAUCUGAACGCCAUUAUCUUGCACAAUCCCUCCCGACAUUUUCUCGUUGUCUAGGCAUCAAGCCUCGUCACGAAUUGCAUCACAGGGUUGACGCGCGCGUACCUACGUAUCGAUGGCAUUCGGUCGUUACGCGGUUAAUUGCUUUUACGGCAGCCCUCUUAGAGGGAGGAGAACGAGAAGCGGCUGUUGAUGGGUUUGCUUCACUCGCGCGGCCGAUAUCACGUUAGAGUUAAAAUAACGCGGGGAACACAGGGGCGAAAUAUUGGCAAGGUGUGCCGGCGCGUCGUUACGUCCGUUAAGCGGCGGCUGCCGCGGAAUUCGUAUUUAAUUUCGUUAAACGAAACUGCAAUCAAAUUUAAAUUUUAAUGUCCGGGAUGCGGCGCGUUACGUCGCGGAACACUGCGGGGGCGGAACGUUUAAUCGGCGCGCUUUUAUAUGGCUGAGAGCGAGACGGGGAACGACGUAAUUCCAGCGACGAGGACCGUGUUUAAAGGAAUGCCCCGUUCGCUGGAGCCGUUGGCCGUUACUCCACCAAAAGGGCUGAUAAGCCGACGCUGCAAUUCUCGAAAUUUUUUAAUUCUCAUCCCUUUUUCUGUAAUUCCGUCAAACCUAAUUUUUGUAAAAAAUUAUGUUGACAUAUCUGUUAUGAAUUUAUUACGUUAAUAAAUUAUUCUUUAACACUAAAACUACCAGACGGGUAAAAAUUACCCAUUCCCGAUGUCUUUAUUUCGCAAUUAUUAGAAAUUUCUCUGAGAAAUUAUUAGAGAAAUUGAUGUAAUAAUGCGCAAACUGGAUGGAAAAUCAAUUAAAGUCUGAAGAAUUGCACUCUUGGAGUAUGUCUAGAGGAAUUUCAAAAAUUCAAUUUAACUGCGAGGUAGGUUUGAUGUUAAAUUCAUUAAAUUAGUCAAUUAUUCCUCAAAGUUAUUAUAACGACAACAAUGGAACAUCAGUAACGAUAUUAUUUUGAAUAAAAUAGUGGUAGUAUACUACUUUUUUAGUAGAAAUAGAUUCAAAGUGAAGAUGUAUACAUAGUUGUCUGACAAAGUUUUAAUAUUUUGUCAGAUAUUGAAGUAGUCGAACGGCGUAUACUACAAUUUGCGCCUAAUCUGAAAGGGUUAUUCGUGUCCGAGCACAUUCGUUUUUCUCGUUUCACGUUUAUUCCCUCUCCGGCCUAUUUAUCAUUGCAACUUUCAUUCAUUGUCCUCAGGUUUACGAGACCGUCUCGCCCUUCGGGUGAAUUACGAACACUUUCUCGCGUCGAAUACGAAAUUACGGUAUAACGUCCGGCGAAAUGCGAGGGUGCUAUAAUUCUUGGCCCCUGACGGGGAAAUUUCAUGCGGCGAAUGUAUAAUGCAAUUAUUUCGUAGAUCCUAUUCGGAGUGAUUAUUCUUCCUGUCUAUGUUUUCGAGAAAAUAUAUCCUUAUUUUACUGAGGAAGAUACUUUAACGUCAGCCUUGAAGAUACGAACGAAGAUAAAUAAUCGUUUGGAAUAUUCCAGGGAACAGGAGUAUUAUAUAUUCUAUACCCAAUAGGCUGAUGUAGCUAAUUCAAUUUUACCAAAGUUGAUUCGUAGCUGCAAACUUCCCGAGAAAGUGGAAAAAAUAAUGGAAAAUAAAUAGAAAGAGUACUUGCACAUCCGCAGAAUAGCAGUGCUCAGAACCAGUGAUCCAUUUCAAAAGAUUUCAAACGACACCGCCGAGGCACCCGGCAAAAUUGCUCAACCCAUACGUUCGAAUUCGAAGCCAUUACGCGCACAGAAGGUGGUGACUUCGGAAAAUGAAGCGAGCGAUUUGAAAUGUCUUCCGGGAAAUAAUAAACUCGAGCGAUUCCAUUCGAGUUCACGGCGCAUAAAUAAAAGAGCCCGAACUCUCGGUUACCGGGGACCAUCGCAGAGUGCAGCCGCCUGUAAACAAAACUCAAAAAGUCAACUGUUCACGUAACAAAAAUUGGAAGUUACCAAUCUAUUGUUAAGUAGUCCCUGCUAUGCAAAAUAAUCUUUAUUCCAAAAAUUAAUGAAUUAAAUAACUAAACUAACCACUACUUAGCGGGCUCAAAGAUUGCCUUACAGACAUUCCAGGUUUACCACGUGUUUAUAUUAUUACCUUGUGUUCAUUGUUAAAUAUAUUUAUUUAGAUUUUUAACAAUGGAAAACAUUCUCCGAAGCCUGUAAAUCUGUUUUCAUAUGAUUUUGUGCAAAUAAAUUCCGGUUCUCUAUUUAUAUAACACUGAAAUCAAAAUGCAGAAUAUCCAUUGUCAUUUAAAAAACUUCAGAAUAUCGCUAUAAUGUAAAAAAAAUAUAACCAUAAUAUGCUUAACUCUAUACCUUACAACUUUUGUCCAAAGCAUUUCUUUUCUAUCGCUUAUACUUUUUAAGUUAUUGAGUUUUGCCCAGAACGCGAGCGUUUGACUGCACUGUGCGUCGUUUAGAAUCAGAAUCGUAAUCGCAAGUUCCGUUCCUCGGGCUCGGCGACUCGCGGCACAUAAAUCGCGGAAAACUUGUGCGGUACUGUUCCCAGCCACCGGAUAAGAUUUACACGACGCGCGUCCGGGAUUCGGGAAAUUAUGCUGCUGGUACAGCGCCAACAAUUUUCACGGGACAGGGACAUAUUUGUCGAGGUACCGGCGCAAUGUUUCUCGGAAAAAUUUCCGUCCCCAAUCCCCGGGUGAUUAAACAUCUCGCGAGGAUGUAAAGUCAGGCGAUAAUUCUCGGGCGUGAUAUUAACUGCAUUCGACCACUAUGAACGUCAUCUUAACCCUUUGCAUUCGGUUUAUUUUCAAUGUUGUUGGAUGUAAACUUGUGUUUAUUUUUACAGAAAUGAAUUAAAGUAAUUUACAGCUGUAGAAUUCAACGUUUUAUAUUUAUUUAAUUUAUUUUUAUUAUAAUAAGUAUAUAAUUUCUUAAUUAUAAUAAAUAAAUAAUUUCAUUGUUAUAAUCUUUAAAAAUGUGGUACUGUUUCAAACAAUUUCAUGCCGAUUGUCAACAAUGACAUGUGAGUGCAAAGGAUUAAAAUUCAAAAUACUAAUUCUUUCAACGAUGAAUUAUUUAUUUUCUCAAAUAGACGUGUAAUUCUUUUUCGUUUUGCUUCAAGUUUUUAUUAGAAUAUAUUAUAGAUGUAUGUGAGCUACGUCUGACCAGUAUACACUUGAAUGUUUGUUUUAUUGCGUGCAGAAUGAAAGUCAUUUGAAACUAAAUUCCAUUAGUUAACAGAUUAACACGUUCGCGGAUAGUAAAAAUUUCAAUGAACUGCAAAAAUAGACAGUACUGAAAUGCAGUACUCUAAGGAUUAAAGUGCAUAGUAAUUGAAAAAAAUUUAAUCCACAUAGAAUUAAAUGCGAUAAAGUAUCUUAUAAAUUUUAAUGUUACAUCACAAUGAAAAUGAAUGUUAUAGCAUUCACGUCUGCGAACGUUUUAACAACUCGCAAAACGUGUUCUCGCUACGAAGAUGAACGAGCUUGACGAUACAUAAUUCUCGGAGACGCUGCGCGAAAGAAAAUUAGCCGGGGAGCUUCCUCUUUUAAUCAGAAUUGAAUUUUCCGACGAGACGCGCGACAGUUAGCCAACUCCUUAACGAACGUCCAUCGGGAGCGAAAACGUUAAUGCUUCGAUGGAACGAUGGUAAAAACUGGAAAUAUCGAGGCAAUCAUGCAAAAAGAAAGACGAUCGUUUGGGUCCAGCGUUCUUCGAACGCUCGCGCGAAUUUCCAUUGAUCAGGCGGCCUGGUUUACCAUUCCGGAGGAGGAACCAAUCACGAGAGAGCUCGUCACAGUUCACCGACGAUUAAUUCCCAUCGGGUUUUGCUUCACGCACGGUUCAACGAAUAUUUCUUAUUCUUCUUGUUCAGGUUAGAAAUUGCCUGAAAUUGAAAGACAAUAGCUGACGAAAAGGAACCGGAGAAAAAGGGACCAGAAAUUGAUCGAGAGACGAUCCCUCCCAUGCGGGAAAGAAUUCUCGGAACGUUUCCCUUGCGGCUGCGUUUAACUCGCGUACCCUUUGCGCGGUAUAUCAAAUUCUUCUCGAUACCAGCAAGUGUUGAACGGGUGAAGCAAACUUUCGUGUAACGUGUCAUUCGAUGAUAUUGAAAUUGUUCUCAAUUUAAGGGAAACUGCUGCUUUGAAAUAAAUUAGUAUCCGAUUUAAAAAACGGUAUUUGUGUGUUAUGUACGCGACGAAUUCUUCGGUUGAAAGAUCUUCUAAGUUGAGAAGCCCAUAAAGCUCGUCUGUUUUAAGUAUUAUGAAAGGAUCUCGGAGGGUGCUGGUAGUUCUGAAAGAAAUCCAAGAGAUCUUCAAGGAUCUGCAUGGAUUACAAGCGUAUCCAAGCAGGCACUCAAGGAUCCCCGUGCUUUCUAAGGAGAUUCAUUUGUCUAUAAGGAAGCUAAAGUCUCUAAGGUGUCUUUAAGGUCUCCAGGAUCGAAGUGAAUCUUAGAGGACUCUUAAAGACUCCUGUGGAUUUCAAGAAAAUCCCAGAGAAUUCUUAAACAGUAAGUAAUUGAUAUUGUUCCUUCAUUAUUUUUUAUCACCCUUUUUAGAAAAGAUGAAAUUGAUCUAAAUGCGAUACUUUCUCUCUAUCGCGUUUUAAAGGGUACAAAGUAAAUAAUAAUUGUAAGGAGCUAAAUUAAGUCAAUCAUUGCAAAAUUUUUUCGACACCGAACACUCAAAUGAUGUGUCAAAUUUAAAAUGUAAUCAUUCUUUAUUCUCUGUCGAGUUCUAAAGGAUGCGAAAUAAACAAUAAUUCGAAGGUGUCAAACCAACCAAACCAUUGGAAAAUGAUUUAUCCGGCGUAAAACACACAAAUGGCGCGUCAGACCGUCCCACCAGCCGGUUUCCUAAACCGUGAAACAAACCGAACUUCGCAGCAAAUGUACACGUAACCACGGAUAUCGUGAACUCACUUGCCGCCGAGCAAAGAGACGCCAGACGAAGCCGCUGGAUCCGGAAUCGACCUAAUUCGAGGAUUUCUGAAUCAGUGGGCUUCAAUCAGGCAACGAAAACUCGUGUCUCAGCGAGACGCACAGGCACUGCUACUAAAGCUCGAGAAAAUAUUUGCGGAAAUGGGAUUUUCUUCGAUCGUAGAACCAUCCAAUCACGAACGAUAGUAUUUGACUUCGCCUAGAGGAUCUUUGAAUCAUUAUAGUCCAAUCUGAAUUCACGACUGUUGGGUUGCGGAGAUGUAGCACGAAAUUUAGGAACGAAACACUAUGCUUUUCCAUUACUGAGACAAAACGGAUGAUGGUUACAGCGCAUAACAUUGAUUUCUUACACUAAUUAAUAUAAAUUAUAUUAGACAUCUCAAUUGAAGCGUCAAAUUCUUCCGAAAACUUCAUAUAUCAAUUCUCUAUUCACAUUAAGCACUACAUUAUCACUUCAUAAAAUUUUGUGUUGCAGAAAUAAAUUAAACUUCGCACUCAUAUUUUCCCGAAACGCAGGACCAAAACCCAGAAAAUCUCGUAGUUAAAAUCCAUCCCAAUCUCAGCCAAUCUUAAUCCCAUUGAAACUCCAUUUCGACCGCACACAAUAUUCUUGCAUGCAUACACGCUUAUUAGCAUACAUUCCAUCAGUAAUUCGUAUUUCGCGUGAUUCGAUCGAAGAAUGCGUGGCGGCCCCGCUCCGAACACAGUCAAGAAAGCCAACGGGAUCCGGCCCGAUCGAUUCACGAUAAUCGCGCAGAAACAGGAUUUGCCAUUCCCGUUUUCGUGUGCGGCACGGCGGGUGACCGGCCACGAAUCGGCUGCAACAAAUUCGCGGGCCAGCGGUUGUGUAAUCGGGGUUACACAGCCGCAAAAUUGCCGAACGGCCGGUAAUUGCCAAACGACCGUGCUCAUCACCUAUUCAACAACCGUGCCCAACGUUAAUCGGAUAAACUCGUCCGGCCCGCAGGUGUGACGCUUAACAAGAUCAUUUGGUAGCGAUACAGUUUACCCCUUCGUCGCCAGAAACUCGAUUCUUGGAAUUGUUUUUCUUAUCCCAAGAGACUCGAAGUGUCCGCGAACGAAAAGUGUUUUCCAAAGCUUUCCGUUCUCCGCCAAUCAUUCUCCAGGGCGUUAAAACACCGUUCCCGUUUCGAGAAGAAUGGCGCCUCUUAAGUUUACUUCCGCGCAAGCCGUUUUUCCCGGCGGAAUCGAAGGAAAACGAAUUUCCUGGCACCUUGGUAGCCAGUCGCACUACGCGAACGGCCAUCCCGUCGACGCCGGUAACGACCUGUAAAUAACGGACACCGUUUCACGGCGUGGAAUUCAUUUUGCUCGCGACACAGAACGGAUUCCAGUGGCGAAGAGUGGCUUUCGUAAAACUAUCAAUCCAUCCGCGACGCUUUUAAUGAACCGAUGGACGAGAGGCUGCCUCCUAGCGCAGCCCGAAAGCUCCUCGUGUGCGAACGAUCGAUUUCCAAUAGACGUUCGUCACCCGAUGAUCCUAAUGAAACCUCUGUCAAGGUCGCGUCCACUAGAGCGAAGAUCUCGCGGGAUGAAGUGGCUGAGAUAGAGCGUUGAGGGAAGAGAAAGUGUGGCAGAUAAAAUCCGUGGCUAUGAAUUAGAAUGCGAGUCAUUUAUUGUGCACAAAUUUCAUAUUAAAUAUCAAUUUAAAUAUCAAUUGUUGUUGAUUUGAAUUGAAAUUUAUCGACGAAGUUUGGAAAUGUUUUCUUCUUGAUAUAUUUUUCAGUAAAACUGAUGUGCUAAGGAUAAAAUCCUCGUACUAAUACAUGCAUGUUCAGUUUUUCUUUAUUUCUGCACAAAUGAUAAUAAAGUUACACAACGUUUAUAGAUUUAGGUAUUCUUGUAACUGGUUGAAAAAAAGACAUUUUCGAUAUUUAAAUAUCAACUGAUCAUUCAGUUGUCUAAUGGAAUAGGAUCAGUUUACUGAAACAAAAACAACGACGCUUCUAAACAUUGCAACCGUCUCACUGCUGCAACACAAACAAAGAACACGUGCUCCCGCCAAAUUGAAUGAAUAAAAUACCUCCAAGUAAUAUAGCAUUCCGCCAUAAACUGCGAGCGGAAACAAGUUCGCGACGCCGGGUCGAGAGAUAACAUGUUUUGCGCGCAGUUCCCGAAGUUUUCGCAUUCGAAAUUAUUUAUCCAAGAGCAUCGAGCGUUGAUAAAUUGUCGCGUGCCGUUUCCUCUCGCUUGUAGAUUGCCUCACCAGCCCCGUCCCCGUCGGUCUUGCGAUGCAAAUGGCGGUUUCCGGCAGUCACCGUGCACGUCGGAAGCUCUAGCUGAAUUUCUGAAUGGAGGAUCGCUGGUUUCGCGCAAGAACCUUGGGAUUUAUGUGCGGAAACGCGCCGGCGUGUCUCGAAAACUUGGAGCUUCCCUCUUCUUCCGAUUUUUGUAGGUCACGAGUGAAUCGCUACUCCAACAUAUAAAAAGGUAGUUUGAUCGCCGCGAAAACAUCAUCCACGAAAAUAUUACUCCUUCUCCAGUCAAAGAAAGAAUUUUAUUGGCGAAUAUUUUUGUGACGAGUAGCUAAAACUGUUUAUAAAAGUGUCACGCGGUACGUAAAUCGAAUAUACACCGCAAAAUAAUCUAUUUGUAUUAUCUGACAUUAUUGUAUUGCCAGAGCCAUUUCGGGGACAUAAAAGAACAUGAAACAAAGUUACCAGUAAUUUUUACAAAACACUGGUUAUUUAUAUCGUAAAAGAACAUAAAACAAAGUUACCAACAAUUGUUAUAAAACGCUGGUUACAUCUAUUCUAUACACGUCCCAGUAACAAAAAAUUCAAAAGAAAACUCUUUCAUGUUACUCUUGAUUAUGCUCUUAAUCCGAGUCAGUAUUAAUAUCAUUCUCCACAGGAAAUUUCCGCCGCGAGUGCGACUCGGACAAAAAACCGUUCCCAUCCCCCGAACGGGAUUUCUAGUUCGUAUAAUGCAUUCGCGUUCAUCCAGUUCCACGGCGACGCGAGUCGGUCAAUGGAAGCACUCUUAUUUACUUCAUCCGUUUUCCAAUUAAUCGGAAUCCACGAUCAGCAAGUAUCAUAUCUGGCGCUCUCAUAACAUCGACUCGACCUAGAUCCCAUUCGAACGUUGGAUUCCUCGCGAACGGUUUCAUUCACGAUGCCUCGGACGCGCCAAUUAAACGAUUAAUCCGAUGCUCGCAGGUGCGUGAUUGAUUCCCGCAAGGGAUCGCGACGUUAUCGGGAACAGAAGUGCCAGCGUCGACGGUAUUUCCCUCGCUCGACCGGGACCCUCGAAAUUCUCGCCACAUUUCCCGCGCAAGGCGAACUCCCUAGGAAUCCCCACGAAGGAAUGCGAAUGCACCGCGACCGGGAUGCGCCACGGAUUCCCGGGAUUCCAUGCUUCCGGCGGCACGAUUUCACACUCGUAGGCCUCGCGGCGGACUUAUGUUGGCUUGACACCGAAGAAACCUGAUUUGCCUAAUCUUUUCGCGGAAUUCCGACUAAUGUCUUCAUCUUGUUCUUUUGCGUGGGAGAUGGGAAGAAUGAAUUUGGCGAAAGUGGAUGGAUAAUUGAAUGAGUGUUUGGAAGAAAAAUAUUAUGUUUCGUUACAGCGAAAGGUAAAUGCGAUUCGUUACUCACUGCAGCGGUUGAGAGAUUAGGAAAUAAAGAAUGGUGAGAAAGUAAUGUGUUAAAUGUAACUUACAGAAUAAAUAUUAUUAAUUUUGAUUAUUGUAUAACUAUUUUUUAAUGGAUUAUGUAAUUAAUAAUAUUAAUUAUUAAUUUUACUGAUAAUAUGAAAUUGUUAUGUCUAACAAUUUUGAAACAUUUUUUCUGAGGAAAUAUCUUUAGAAGAAUUUCUGAUGUAGAUUCAAUUUCAAUUCAAUCUUUUAAUUUGAUCAAUUUUAGUAACUGUGAGGAUUUAAACUAUUAUAUUUUGUUAAUAAUUGUACGUCACGAGAAAUGGAGACUUAAGAGAUAAAAGGUUGGUCAUUGAUAAUAUGGAAAUAAUAUUUCAUAUUUGGAUCUCGACUGCUAUCUGCGUAGACCUAUUAAUUAUCUACAACGGACUCUCCCGCCGUAAGUAAUUCUAUCGGAUUGACCGAAAAGUUAUUUGAUAUUUAUCAAGAAAGUUCAAGCAGGAGUUUCGCUGUAUUCAAUUAAACUUUACUAAACUGCGCUACCGGAAGAGAGUUCGGUAUCUGUCAUCGAAUCGAUGGAAACGCAGAUAUGUUCGUUAAGUCAGCGAACUUAAGUAAUUAUAAAGAAUUGUAUUAAUUUAUAAAAGUUGAUGUGAAAAACUUUGAAUACGUAUUUCUGAAAAUAUUAGCUUCUUUAAUACAAAGUUUGUCACACUGUAGAAUUUUAUUAAAUAUCUGCAAGUAGUUCCAAUCUUUCUUUCAUGUAUAAACCAUUUUACCAUUUUGUAGCGUGAUAAUUCGAAAUUGAAUUGAUUACAUCAUUAAGAAAAAAACAUCAAGGCUUAUUAGUCAACCGGAUAGACACAACGAUAUAAAUGUAAGAAUGUCGCUGAUCGAGAUACGAAUAUAGGAAUAAAUAAUUGCAACAAAAAAAUUUCCUUUGAUUCCACGAUUCGCAUAAUUUUGUAUAAUCUUAACUUCAACCCACGCGCCGAUCAACUUCAUCGAUCACGUGUAUUGUACGUGGAGACUCGUACGCGUGUUUCAUUGUAAUCGAGUGACUGGAACGACAUCGACUAUUCAAGUAAUUAUUCUAGACGUAAUUAAAUAUAAGCAUUGUAACAUUGAGCGUCGCCUUCUCACCCAGCGAUCUCACUGGAGAAUAAAUCUUGCGUCGAUUGCGAGGGCGUGUUGCACAAGACACGUCGUUAUAUGAAUCUUAGAUGGUAUUGGAUUCAAUUGUACGCGCGAAUCGUUUUAAUUAUAUCUUGUACAGCACCGGCGGAACGCGCGUGAAGAUAAGCGACCGAUGCGACGCGAAACAAAAGAAACGAAAAUAACGUGAGCGAAUAUCGAGUCGCGACCGGCCAAUCUGAACGUAUGUAAAUAUACCUCGAUGUUCCCUGUACGAGACUAAACAUCUAC